Molecule: messenger RNA, 899 nt
Organism: Trachymyrmex cornetzi
Lineage: Eukaryota; Metazoa; Arthropoda; Insecta; Hymenoptera; Formicidae
Product: THAP domain-containing protein 2-like
Exons: 5
Coding region: 9-899 (296 amino acids)
Molecular function (GO): sequence-specific DNA binding
Source: RefSeq, a predicted model, not a curated record
UAUAUAUAAUGGUGUACACUUGUUGGGUGUGCAAAUGGCGAGGAGAUAAAGAACCUAAAAGAUCAUUUCAUAGGUUUCCUUCCAAUGAAAAUCAGAGGAAAAAAUGGGAGCAUAUUCUGGGAAUUAAUAACGUAGUUUUGGGAGCUCGAACUACAAUUUGUUCGUUACAUUUUACAGAAAACUGUUUUCAUUAUAGUGUUGAUGGAAAGAGAUUAAUAAAAGAAGGCAGUUUUCCGUCAUUACAUCUCCUAACACCAGCAGUUGUACUUGUACAGGAAGAAAGAACUGAACCGUUAACUAAUGAGCUUGAAUGUUCUACUAAGAACAUUGCUAUAAAAAGAUCUGAUGAAGUCAUUGAAGAUGGAAUUCCAAACAAACAAAUUUGUUUGAAGAAUAGGCUUUUGGAAAGAUCGACUACUUAUGAAUCUAUAAACUCUAAUUUGCCGUUACAAUAUUUAAAAAAAAAGAUGAUUUUUAAAAAUAAAGAAAUUUUGUCUUUAAAACGGAAAAACUGGCGAUUAAGUUUAAGUAAAUCUAAAUUAAAAUCUUGCCUGAAAGAAGUGCAGAGUAAGAAUGCAAAGUUAAUAACAGAAAAAAAAUUGAUGCAAAAAAAAUUGGGAUCAAUCCCUAAAGCUUUAUUUUCUCUACUUCAGUCCAAGAAGAAAAAAGUUGCAUCUUAUCCUCUUUCAUUAAGAAUUUUUGCAUCAACACUUUCCUUUAUGUCACCAAAAGCAUAUAAAUAUGUUCGAAACGCUUUCCCAGUACUUCCACAUCUGGCUACUCUCAGGAAAUGGCAUGCUGAAAUUGAUGUAAAACCAGGUAUUUACCAAGCGGCAUCAGAAAUAUUAACAGAAAAACAUGUUGAAACUAAUAACACUGGAAAAAAAGCUCUUAUGUAG